This is a messenger RNA of Durusdinium trenchii, 1775 nucleotides long. The record is from the annotation of a GenBank genome assembly. NCBI's taxonomy places the organism in Eukaryota, Dinophyceae, Suessiales, Symbiodiniaceae.
UUUCAUUGAGGUCUACCAUCGUGCGGAUUGGCUGCAUUAUUCAUGCUUUCUUGUAUUCACCACCUACAAAGGAUGGUGACAAUUGCCAGAUUUGCGGGUUUGCCCUGGGUUGGAAAAGAGGGUGGGUGAACAUCGGUGCAACGUCAUCAAACCUGCAUGUGCUGGCCCGGCCCGGCGCCAAAGUCUUGCUUGCGUGGUUUCUUCGCACAGGGCUGGUGCCUGGGCUCUUCAGGAGCCAUGGCAUGCCGAGUGACGUCGAAGGCGUCGGGCGUGGUGAACGCCCCGGUGCUGGUGACACCCUCCGGUGUGCCCAAAGAGCAGUUGCAGGAGGAGGACCUCUUCCUGCUGGCUGCCGGCUCGGGCGAGCUGCUCAAGCUGCCGACGAAGUCGGCACCGAAGGCCGCGAGGCUGACGGUGUCCCGGGCCGCGAAGGUCUCAGACAGCGCGGCGGUGUUCCAAGCGGUCUUCGAGCGGAGGAGUGACGUGACAGCUAUUUGCCACAUUCACUCAGUGCCUGCCAUCGUCGCAGCGGAGAACAAGGAGGUGCUGCGAAUCCGCGACUCCGAAAUGAUCAAAGGCUUGGGCGUGUCCGGAGACGGAGUGCUGGUGGUGCCCAUCAUCGACAACAAGGCCACUGAACCGGACCUGGUGCCCGACCUGAUUCGAGCACUGCAGAGGUACCCCUCUUGUCCAGCGGUGCUGGUGCGCGAUCAUGGAGCUUAUGUCUUUGGCAGCUCUGCAGAGAAGGCCAAGAUCGCCACGGAGUGUUUGGGCUUUCUCUUGGACCUUGAGAUCCGGAGGAGCCGGGAGGAAGUUGUGGAGGCGCCACGGAAGCGGCUUCGACGAGGCCCUGCGGUGGUGCUUCUGGACGUGGAGGGCACCACGACGCCGAUCUCUUUUGUGAAGGAGAAGCUCUUCCCGUAUGCGGCCACUGCAGUUGACUCCUGGAUCCAAACUGCAAACCUAGCAGAUGUGGCCAAAGAGUUUGAGAAGCAGUGCAAGGAGGACCAGGUGCCUUUCAUUUGGUCAAAGGAAGAGGUUCUGCGGCUGACCAAGGAGUGGAUUGCCAAAGACCGGAAGGUUCCAGCCUUGAAAGAUUUGCAGGGCAAGCUGUGGAAAGCCGGCUACGAGAAAGGGGAGCUCAAGGGCGAGAUGUUCGAGGACACCCCCGAGGCCAUGGCUGCCUGGGUGGCCGCCGGGAAGCGCGUGGCCAUCUUCUCCAGCGGCAGUCGCGAGGCCCAACGACUCAUCUAUCAGUACUCAGACAAGGGAGACUUGACAAGCUACCUGUCGGCGUACUUCGAUCCCAAGUCAGCACAGGCCUCAAAGCAAGAGGCCAAGGCCUAUGAGGAGAUCGCUUUAUCCAUGGGCAUCAAUCCUAGCGAAGGCCUCUUCUGCACUGACGUGCUGGGCGAAGCCCAAGCUGCCCGAAAGGCGGGCUGGCAAGCAGUAUUGCUGAAGCGACCUGGCAAUGCCCCGCUGCCUGAGAGCCACGGUUUCCGUGAAGCCACAAGCUUGUUAGAUGUGUGAGCAGGGCCAGGCGGGUCUUGGUCUGUGAGACUCAGCGGUGGGUCGGAGGAUUUCCCUGACCGAGCUGCUUCGCUUUGUGUGGUGGUUGAUCGAGGGGUCUUUCAAAUUGUUAGACUGUCGAUCAAGUGCCACAUAAGGCUGCAAGCCCCUUUUUCCGCUUUUGGAAUCCUGACAUGUUUGAAGCAGACAUCAAAAAAGACACCUCCAAUGGCCCCCAGUUGCGGGGUCGGAGUGCCAGAAGUGCU